Messenger RNA from Pungitius pungitius (ninespine stickleback), 3354 nucleotides. It is a transcript of the gene g2e3, whose product is annotated as G2/M-phase specific E3 ubiquitin protein ligase. The record is from RefSeq and is a predicted model, not a curated record. The coding region runs from base 183 to 2351 and encodes 722 amino acids. NCBI's taxonomy places the organism in Eukaryota, Metazoa, Chordata, Actinopteri, Perciformes, Gasterosteidae. The transcript has 17 exons. Gene Ontology annotation, cellular component: nucleus. Gene Ontology annotation, molecular function: ubiquitin-protein transferase activity.
GGACCCCCGAAGAAGAAGAAGCACCGGAAGCGGAAAUACGAGCCCUUUGUUUUGAUAGAGGGAAAUUUAAAAAGUCGACGGAUAUUCCGACGUUUAAAAAACAAGCGGAAUAAAUCUCACGAAACGACGCCGCGAUGUUCCGACGUGACGCUUUUAUCCGUGAAUAGGCGCGUCACACCGACAUGAGGAGGAAGAAGGCGAGGAGGUCGCAGGACCUCGUGGACCAGGAGCAGCGCUGUGCUCUCUGCAGACUCUGUGAUGAUGACCCCGCCCUGUUAGGGGAGAAGGUCACACUCAAAGAUCACAACCUCUGUGUCCACUACUUCUGUCUGCUGACGUCCUGUGGAGUCUACCAGCGAGGAAAAGAGGACGAGGGCGUCUUCGGGUUCCUGGUGGACGACAUCAAGCAGGAAGUCCGCCGCUCGGCCCGACUGGUGUGUAGCGGCUGUAAGAAGAAGGGGGCGUGUGUUGGCUGUAGCGUGCGGCGCUGCAGGAGGACGGUCCACUUCCCUUGCGGGAGGAGGCGGGACUUCCUCUCUCAGUUCACGGGACAAUUCCCGUCGUUCUGCCCUGAUCACAGCCCCACUCAGAGCGCGUUGGGGGGUCCGGACCUCAGUCCACCUCUGUCCUGCUCCGUCUGUCUGGACCCCCUGGACCCUGUCCUCAGCUUUUCCGUCCUCAAGUGUCCGUCCUGCCACAGCAGCUGGUUCCACAGAGACUGUGUGCAGCGUCAGGCCCACAGCGCCGGCCUCUUCUUCUUCCGAUGUACUCUCUGCAGUAACCAGGAGGCCUUCCAGGAGGAGAUGCUCAGGAUGGGCAUCUACAUCCCGGAGAGAGAUGCAUCAUGGGAGUCGGAGGCCAAUGCGUAUUCGGAGCUGCUGGAGGUCUACACGCGCUGCGACGCCCUCGUCUGCCUCUGCAGCGAUGGACGGACGCACUCCGCCAAGACCGGGUGGUUCCAGGUGAUCCGCUGCCAGCUGUGUGGCUCCAGAGGGACUCACAGGAAGUGUUGGGGGCUGCAGCUGGACUCCAGAGACUGGACCUGCAGCGACUGCUCGCCGGCCUCCGACGACACGGCUUCCAGGGUCACGUCUCCUCGGGGAGGACAGAGGAGUCUCCUGUCCAAACUCCACUCGUCCCCCAUCAGCUGUAAGAGGGCGGCGUUACCGGUUGGCUCCGGGUCACCUGAGGGGAUCCUGCAGAGUCUGGGCCUUCAGCUGUGUCCCCUCAGCACCUGGGUGGAGGUGGACGGGGACCAGGCUCUGUCUGCGGGGGUGGAGCUAGUGAGGAGGGCCGACUUUGACCCCACCCGCACUCUGUCUGUCUGCUUCAAAGACCCCCAGAUGACUACAUUUCCCAGCAGCCUCCAGGAAGGCGACACGGCCAGGCAGCACUUCCUGAAGCUGCUGGUGCAGCAGAUCCAGGACUCGGUGGUGUUUGAGGGUCCAGAUGGGUGCAAGAACCUGGCGCUGGAUUCCCAGGCUCUGAGGGACGACCUGUACCUGGACGCGGGCUGCCUGCUGGCUCUCUCAUUGGCUCACGGCGGCCCCCCCCCGGGCUUCUUCUCCCCGGCGCUCUACCGGUGUCUCUUCAACCACCCGCCCGGGCGCCGGCUGGGCCUCAGGCACAUGACCCCCGGCACGCUGUGCACGCGCCGGGUCAGCCGGAUGGCGGAGGCGGAGUCUGUAGACGAGCUGCGGGAGGCGGCGUUGGGGAGUCACGAGCUCCUGGAGCUGGCCGGCUGCAGCCGACCAAUCAGCAGCCUGGAGGAGAAGGAGGCCCUGGUGGAAGAUCUGGUUCACUUCACCAUGGUAACCAGGAUGCAGCUUCCUCUGCAGAGGUUCCGUGAAGGUCUGCAGACCCUGGGCGUCUUUGAUCAGGUGCAGCGCUUCCCGUCGGUGUUCUACAGCGUUUUCUGUGAGGCGGAGGAUCGCCUGUCGGCUCAGACGCUCCAUCAGCUUUUCUCCGUCCACUUCUCCCAGCAGGAGGACAGGAGGAGCAGGGAGACGCCCGUCUCCUCCUUCUGGAGGCGCUUCCUGCAGGACUGUGAAGUUGGGAGGAGCUCUGUCUCCCUGAAGGACCUCCUUCGAUUCGCCACAGGAGCUGAGGAGCUCCCAGCGGCCAGCCUCCUCCCUUCUCCUUCCAUUUCCUUCCUCCAUCAGGGGGGAGGAGGAGGACAGAAGAGGAGACUCAGAAGGAGGGAGCCUUUGAAGGAGGAGGGUCUCCUCCCUGAGAGAGAGCUGGGCUCCAAACGCCUCCUCCUGCCCGUCACCUCCUCAUAUCAGGCCUUCAAAAGCUGCAUGGAGCGGGCAGUCAGCCCCCACGUGCACCUCCUCCCCCCAUCCAGCUAAAGGAGGAGCCUUGUUUAUUUCACAUCUCCGUCACUGAUGAAGAGUCAAAUGUUGUUGUUUUCAUUUAUAAAUCAUGUUUCUGAUCUUUUUUUGCUUGGAUCUCAUUUCAUGAUUUUCGGGUCGUUUUCUGGGAAGUGAAAACUUAGUUUGUAAUUUGACUAGUUGCUGUUUCCACGUAGCUGCGUCCUGAUUGGUUCUUAGAUCUUCACAAUAUGUGACGUGUAACUGUUCUCCUCUUCAAUAACUACCACUCUUUGUGUAUUAAACUCACCGAGAGCUAUUUAGGUAAAAGGCUGUAGUUUUUCUUUUUUAAAUUCCAUUACGUGUCAUUUAGCUUUAAUCCAAAGCGUCUUACGUUGCAUUAUAACCCAGCGCAUCACACUACUACACACCACCAUAUAUAUGUAAAUAUAUCAUUUUGAUUCAAUACUAAAUACCAAAAUCACUACAGCAGUUAUAAAGCUGCUGAUCAUCAGUUUAUGGAUUCUACAUUUACUUUUCUGUCCUUUUUUUCAUGAACUUGUUUUCUGUGUUUUGAGUUUGCUGCAAAUUUUUAUUAUUUUUCCCUUUUUGUUUAUAGUCGAUAAAACAUACAGAAAAAAACCUAUGUUGUUUUCAUUUAUUUAUUGAUUUCACAACUGAACUCACUUUGGCCAUGAAAAUACAAAAAAAUAUAUAGUGUGCAUGAAAAUAAUGUGUAAUUAUCUGAUAAUAUAUUUUAUUCAUAUAUGCAGUUUUCUAAUCAAAGUAAUACAAUUUGCUUUAUUGUUUUGGUGCAUAACAAAAAAAUAAAAAGUAGGAGAUUCAAAAUCUACUAAAAAGUAAUUUAAUACAUUUGAGGAAAAUGUUUACAGGUUUCCUUCCUGUGAAAAACUCCACUAGUAAAAUGCAAAUCGACACCACAGAGGGACAAAUGUUAUAUUUAUAAUUUAUUAUUGUUGAUGCAAUGUUCUAGUAGCAUUUAGACCUUUAUUCAGACUACCCUUUUUUACCAUUUAUUGUC